UUCCUUCCUACAUUAUUUAACGCUAAGAAUCUGUGGAUUUGAUUCUUGUUUCUUAGGAUAUGUGAGCUCUUCUUUCUAGCAAAGCUUAGCCAAGGCAUUCGAGAAAGAAGAGGAUGUUAUGCUCCUGGAGAACUUCUAAUAGAACUGUUUGCGUAAUUCCUUUGCAUGUUCUUUUUAGUUACUAUGCAGUGUUGGUUCCUAAGAAAUACCAAGUAGUUUGAGAAAUGUUUGUUGCCAACGGAUCUGUAUGAAUAGUAGAACAUAUUUAGAAAUUUUGAUUUGCUCAGAAUUCAAUGAGCCAUGAAAGACAUACUCUCUGCUAGGGUUUUGAGUUAUGAGGCAAGCCCAGUACAAAUUAAGGCAUUCUAAUGAGGCUGGAGACAUGGUACAUUAACCACAGCUAGUAAAAUUUGGACUUUCAUAUGCUUAUAACUUUCAUAUUCCAAUUAACUUCUGCAGUAAACAUAUUAGCAUUAGUGAAUGCAUUAACUCAAUUUGGAUAUUAUGGUUUCUGUUUUCUUGAAGAUGUUGCUGUUGUAAUGCAUUAUGAUUUAAUUGGACACUAUAACUAGAAAUUUUAUUUCCACUCUCCUUUGCAUUUAUUUAUCUAUUUUUGUUGAUUGUUUGAUCAAAAGGAUUUAUCUCCUCCUUGGCAAGCCCCUUUUAAUUAGGUUUCAUUAACUGACCCCCUUUCAAUUAGUUCAGGACUUAGAGGGAGAGUGAGCCGUCCUGUACAACUUUUUUAGGGUGCGUUUGGUUGCGGGACAGACAUGACAUGGACGUCCCCUGUCGUCCUCUCUCGCCCCUCCAAUUUUGAGGGACAACUGAGGACAACAUUGAGAUAGUCUUGUUCCAACCCUGGACCCUAAACCAAACAAUCUUAUUUAAGGGAUCAUCUCAUCCCGUCCCGUCCUGUCAUUGUAACCAAACACACCCAGUGUGUCCUGAGUGGCCUUCUCAGAAUUUUUUUUGGUUACGGGGUGCGCAUAUCGAAUCUACCAAACUAGUUUACAUGAAUUACGAAUUAAUUAGCUUACCGAAUGAAUCAUAAUAGCCUUUUGGCGCAAGAACUUUACAAUGACACAUUCUAGAGUAAUUUUACCUGCAAUCUAGUUGCCAGAUCCCUUAGGGUUCGUUCGUUUGUCCAGGAAUGGACUCGGAAUCGUUCCAGCUAAUCAAAACUUAUAUAACUUAGAGAAGAAAUCCAGCUAGGAAUUGUUCCAGGCCUCCGUUCCGUGAAAACCGAACGGCACCUUAAUAGUCUCAAAUGGCAUCAAACAAAAUUUGCAGCAAGUUCUAUUCAGAAACUUUGGGUGCACAUUUGCGCCCACAUUCACAGUUUCUGAUUAGAAUGAAAGAUUUACCUACUACUUUUCUUACUAAACUGGCAUUUCAUCAGCUCCCUCUUUAGUUCUGUUUGGCCCAGCUCAAGCUUUAUUUCAAGCCAUUUUUUAACUUGCUGCCCACAGCAGCUGUUUUUCUUUUAUAGGAGUAGCUAGAUAAAAAUUGAUGGUGCUUUGAAUACUUAGCAUUUAUACUUCAUACCACUUUUCACCUGUGGGAUCCACCUGUCAGGAAGGAUUGUCACAAACAAUGAAGAGCUUUCUACCUAAGGGCUCAUCACCCACUGCUAACCGAUCAUCCUGCUGCUCACUGCCCUGAGCUUGCCACUCUCUGUCCUGAUCUUGAUACUCCCUGAAAGAAACACGGCACCAGGAUAUUAAAUUGCUUGCUUUGACCUCUAAGGUAGGGAUGUAAAUGGUCCAUGGAGAAGUUUGAGAUAGGAGGUGGGAUUAGUAAGGCUUCUGGAGAUAGCCUAAUUGGGUAGGGGCUGUAUUAAUAUAUAGCCAAGUACAUGGGCUGGGCCAAAGCCCAUUACAUUAGGAAUAGACACAUAGUCAUCUAACAAUUAUAAUUAUGGACUGGUUUUAAUAAGAUUUAAUCUUCCAGUAUGACAGAUCUGUGGUAAAUUUACGUGUAUUGAUAUCAUUGUCCUAGUUCUUCUCUUUAAAUUCAACGUAGGCAGGAAACAUAGUCUCGUUUCUGAAGUUCAAUCCUGUUUCUAUUCAUAGCUGAUGGAAGAUUUUUUCUACUUAUCUUCCCUUUUUCAUUCAGGAGUUUGUAGAAUUCGAUACUGACACAACAGCUUUGAAUAAAAGCAAGGAUGCACCACCGCCAAACAGUGGUAUGAUCAUAUCUGAUCUAUUGGACUUAAAAAUCACUUGCCUUCCUGAAAAUAAGGAAACAUCUUCAAGUUCCAUAACAAAGGAGCAAUAAUCUUCUGUGGAUACACUAAUAAAUUUAUCUGCUGCUAACCUAGAUUCAUUUUUUGUUGAAAGAAAAGAGAUGACUUCUUCUCUUCCGCAAACUCAUAAUGCGGAGCAGGAAAAGAAAAGAACUGAUAGCAAAAACCAUGAAUCUAGACUGGAGGUGCUUGCUGCAUCUAAAAGCUUAAUUAGUUCUCAAAGAACAAAUCAGAUUGAAGCUACUCCAGCAUUUGCAAGUUGGGAUGCUGAUUUUCAGUCUGCUAGUUCAGAAAGUGCUGCAAAAAAACUCCAAACAAACUGAUCUGUUUAAGAGCUCUUGUGUCCCCGAGUCUUUUAGUUUCCCAGCUUCAGAUACUGCCAUCAAACCUGUAGUAGGUACUGAAAAUAAAACAAAUACGAGAAGUGUCAUCCUAGAACAUCAUUCAGAAGAUUUGGCUUCAGCAAAUGGCACAUUAUUUGGUGAUGACCAUUCUAAUCAAAAGGUUGCCCAGCAUAUCUUUGAGAGCAACAUUGCUCCUGAGUCCACUGAAUCCCCUCUCAACAUGAAUUUGCUAAGAGCGAUCAGUUACAUGGAAGGGAAUAUACUGCAGUCAAUGAUGAUGAAGCUUUUGAUGAAUGGCAAGAAUUUACAGCAAGUGGUAAUCAGGACAGCCUAUCAAAUGCAGGAGAGAAUAUGGAGGAACCUUUAAGGGGAGAUUCGUCUGAAAAGGAUGUAAUAGAUCCUUGGCCAGUAGGCAACAAGGAAUCACCCAAUAAUGUUAUCGAAGACUCUAAUCAAUGGCAAGCUUUUGCUUCUAUGUCUGGUCAAGCAAGAGAUUUUGUGAUAUCUGUAGAGAGAUCAAGUGGUCACAGACUAAAUUUGGUGAGACCAGAUGUAGUUGAAGAGACAAUGAGCAGCAUCUCGCAUCAACAUUCUUCAGAAAUUAAUCCUGUUGAUCUGUGGCCUGUGGGCAAUGUUGAAGCACUAAACGCUGCAGAAAUGUUUAAGGAAACAAACGAUUAUUUUGGCGAUUGGCAAGAUUUUACUACCACUGGUCAGGUCCAGGACACUUCGCUGAAUCAAACUGGGGACAUGAUAGAGGUCCGAAAAGCCACUCACAAAGAAACAGACAUGGAUUCAUGGUUCAUUGGAAAUAUUAGGGAGCCAGCAAAUACUGGUACCAUGAAUGAAAAUAACAUGUUGGACAAUCGGCAAGGUUUCACUUGUUCAGAUCAAGCACAUCAAACUUCAUCUAGCCCCGGUGCCGAAAUGAUAAGUGUUCCAUUGGAGCUGCAUGAUGUAAGUGUUUCUGUCCAAUCAUGGGCAAAUGGCAGCAGCAAAGAUGCCGCAACACCAUCCUCAACAAAUAUAGAAAGCAACACAUUUAAUGUUAGGCAAGAUUUUGCUAAAUCAGGUCAUCUGCAAGAAAACAUUUCUAGUCUUGGGAGAGAAUUGAGUAGUGUGUCACCUGAACCAGUUGAAGAAAAUGAUUCCUUAGAUUUGUGGCUUACCAGCAACUUCAAGGAAUCUAAGUGCAGCGAUGUUGUUGGGAGAACUAAUGCCUCGUCGGAUGGGUGGCAGGAUUUUGCCAGUUUUGAUCAUGCUCAGAGCAGUACUAAAAUUCCUGUGGAAGGGCAUCUUAUAAAAAUCCUUCAGGGUCUGAAACUAUGGACUUAUGGGCCUCAAGUCAUGCUAAUGAAAAGAACCUUGAACAGAUAAGAGAAAAUAAUGAUCUAUUCGAUGACUGGCAAGAUUUCCAAAACUCUAGUCCACAGCAAACAACCUUACAAAUUUCUUCAGAUGCUGCACUAUUUGAUAUAACCUCAGCAGCAUGGCCUGAUGCUUUUGGAGGGCUGGAAUUUGGGGGUGCUUUGCAGUUAGCUGCAUCCGAAAAUCUAAAGGAUAAAAAGGAGGCUUCUAAUGAAGCAAAAACAUCUCCAUCUGAUGACCACUUGAAAAGCACAAACGGAAUGCAGCAGAUGGAUGAUGUUGAUUCGCUAUCUUCAUUAUGGCCAACUAAUAAACCAGACCCUGCAAAUACAAAUGUGGAACAGUUGCUUGCUCAGAUGCAUGACUUGUCCUUUAUGCUCAAAGAUGAACUUUCGGCCCCUGAUAAACUCAUCGAUCGUUCCAAAUCCUGAAGUGACAACAGCAAAAAAAUGUGUUCUAUUACUUUCAGACAAAGAAGAUCGUGGAUGGAAAUCCAACCUCUUGGGUGCUAGACGAAUUGCACCCAAUAUUCCUGAGCGGAAAAUGCAAAUCAAGACACAGAAAGCCUUUUUGUUCCAACAGUGUGCCUUUUAUCAGAGCAUUGGUCAACAGAUGAUUGUAUUUGUUUUAUCUGUUGCUUCGUUGCUUUGAUCAUCAGUCAGGUUGGUUCCUUGACUGUCCCUGAGUGAGGCUGAGAAUCAUGUUUUUGCCUCCACAUGUAUGUAAGGCCUGCGUGAUGUUCGGUGUCGAACCAAGCUCACCAUUCAAUGAAUUCCGUUUAAUGUUAUAAAAUUAAAUAUAAAAUAAUGAUAAAAAAGUUCAUAAUAUA
Zea mays is the source of this 4786-nucleotide messenger RNA. Its product is annotated as dentin sialophosphoprotein-related. Bases 2941 to 3966 code for a protein of 341 amino acids. The transcript has 2 exons. NCBI's taxonomy places the organism in Eukaryota, Viridiplantae, Streptophyta, Magnoliopsida, Poales, Poaceae. The record is from RefSeq and is a predicted model, not a curated record.